AAGACAUCCGAGUCCUCAGACACCACAUCCCAGCACACGGCCUGAACCCAAACACUUCAAUUCAGAACAAGCCUCUGUUGAUAUACCAGAACGCAUUCUCGUCGCCUUCGAUCUCAGCCUCUCAGAUUGAAUCACAUCUUUCCUCGAUAGGAGUGGUAAAACCCCAAUGGCGUUAUACCAUGUACAGUGCUUCGCACUUUCACAGCACGAGUCACGAACUUCUUGGAAUAUCCAAUGGUGAAGCGAGAAUAUGUUUCGGCCAUGAGGAUAAUCCGAAAAAGGUCGAGGAGAUUCUGCGCAAAGGCGAUGUCGUUAUUAUUCCUGCUGGGGUCGCCCACCGGUUGUUGGAAGAUCUCACCGGUGAGUUUGAAAUGGUUGGAGCGUACCCAGUGGGCUGUAGUUGGGAUAUGUGCUAUGGAAAGUCGGGUGAAGAGCAAAAGAUUGAAAAGAUCAGAAGUCUGUCGUGGUUCAACAAGGAUCCAUUGUAUGGAGACGACGGUCCAGCAAUGGACGUCUAGAUGCUGCUGAAAUUGGUCUUUGCCAGUUUGCCAGAUGUGUACGCGCUCGUCACGACGAUACAGCCCUUAAGGCGGGUGCUCGAUAGCAGACAAGUGCGUCGUGAUGACAGGAAGUCUUCACCAUCUAUCGGUCAUAUCAUCACAGCUCUCCGCAAUGUAGAAUCA
Sphaerulina musiva SO2202 is the source of this 683-nucleotide messenger RNA. RefSeq lists its product as uncharacterized. The transcript has a single exon. The record is from RefSeq and is a predicted model, not a curated record. NCBI's taxonomy places the organism in Eukaryota, Fungi, Ascomycota, Dothideomycetes, Mycosphaerellales, Mycosphaerellaceae. The coding region runs from base 180 to 518 and encodes 112 amino acids.